This is a messenger RNA of Lepus europaeus (European hare), 2314 nucleotides long. RefSeq names its product flavin containing dimethylaniline monoxygenase 2 (gene FMO2). NCBI's taxonomy places the organism in Eukaryota, Metazoa, Chordata, Mammalia, Lagomorpha, Leporidae. The transcript is spliced from 9 exons. The record is from RefSeq and is a predicted model, not a curated record. Gene Ontology annotation, molecular function: N,N-dimethylaniline monooxygenase activity; flavin adenine dinucleotide binding; NADP binding. The coding region runs from base 105 to 1712 and encodes 535 amino acids.
CUAGCACACAGCCAACAGAGAACACUACCCUGUGGAAGGGACAGUGCUAAAAGCCAAAAGGAAAGUUAGGAAGAAUCGAUUGAUCAAACCCUUGGAAAGAGACGAUGGCAAAGAAGGUGGCAGUAAUUGGAGCUGGGGUCAGUGGCCUGAUCUCUCUGAAGUGCUGUGUGGAUGAGGGACUUGAGCCCACUUGCUUUGAGAGGACCGAAGAUAUUGGAGGGCUGUGGAGGUUCAAAGAAAAUGUGGAAGAUGGCCGAGCAAGUAUCUAUCAAUCUGUCAUCACCAACACCAGCAAAGAAAUGUCCUGUUUCAGUGACUUUCCAAUGCCUGAAGAUUUUCCAAACUUCCUACACAAUUCUAAACUUCUGGAAUAUUUCAGAAUUUUUGCCAAGAAAUUUGACCUUCUCAAAUAUAUUCAGUUCCAGACCACUGUCAUUAGUGUGAAAAAACGCCCAGAUUUUGCAUCUUCCGGCCAGUGGGAGGUUGUUACUCAGAGCAACAGCAAGGAGCAGAGUGCUGUCUUUGAUGCAGUCAUGGUCUGCAGUGGCCACCACAUCCUACCUAACAUCCCACUGAAGUCAUUUCCAGGUAUCGAGAAGUUCAAAGGUCAAUAUUUCCAUAGCCGCCAAUACAAACAUCCAGCUGGACUUGAAGGGAAACGCAUCUUGGUGAUUGGAAUAGGAAACUCGGCCUCAGAUAUCGCCGUUGAGCUGAGUAAGAAGGCUGCUCAGGUAUAUAUCAGCACCAGAAAAGGUACCUGGGUCAUGAGCCGUAUCUCUGAAGAUGGCUAUCCUUGGGACAUGGUGUUCCACACUAGGUUUAGCUCAAUGCUCCGAAAUGUUCUGCCGCGAAUGAUUGUAAAAUGGAUGAUGGAACAACAGAUGAAUCGGUGGUUCAACCAUGAAAAUUAUGGUCUUGCACCUGAAAACAAGUAUCUUAUGAAAGAACCUGUAUUAAAUGAUGACCUUCCAAGUCGUAUUCUGUAUGGAGCCAUCAAGGUGAAACGAAGAGUGAAAGAGCUCACAGAAAGUGCUGCCAUCUUUGAGGAUGGCACAGUGGAGGAAGACAUUGAUGUCAUUGUCUUUGCAACAGGAUACACAUUUGCUUUUCCUUUCCUUGAAGAGUCACUUGUUAAAACACAGGAUAAUAUGGUCUCACUGUACAAAUACAUGUUCCCUCCUCAACUGGAGAAGUCAACCCUUGCAUGCCUUGGUCUCAUCCAGCCCCUAGGUUCCAUUUUCCCAACUGUGGAACUUCAAGCUCGUUGGGCAACAAGAGUUUUCAAAGGCUUGUGUAGCUUACCUUCAAAGGAGACUAUGAUGGCAGACAUUAUCAAGAGGAAUGAAAACAGAAUUGCCCUGUUUGGAGAGAGCCUGAGCCAGAAACUGCAGACCAAUUACGUCGACUACUUGGAUGAACUCGCCUUAGAGAUAGGUGCAAAGCCAGACUUAGUCUCAUUCUUGUUCAAAGAUCCUAAACUGGCUGUGAAACUCUAUUUCGGGCCCUGCAAUUCCUACCAGUAUCGCCUGGUUGGGCCUGGACAAUGGGAGGGAGCCAGGAAUGCCAUCUUCACCCAGAAGCAGAGAAUACUGAAGCCUUUAAAGACUCGGACCCUAAAAGCUUCAUCUAACUUCCCUGUUUCCUUCUUGUUGAAAUUCCUGGGCCUUUUUGCUCUAGUCCUGGCCUUUUUGUUCCAGCUUCAAUGGUUCUAAUCUGUUGGCGUAACACUUUUGGCGUUAUUAUCUUGUCAAUCAGUACUGCUUUUGAAAACAAAGAUUAAAAUAAUUUUAAAUCUAUAUCCUAAAUUAUGGAAUUGAGAGGAGCAAAUGAAUGGAAUAAUUAUGGAGAGUUAGCAGAAUUGGGUCUUUAUAUCAAACCAAAAUUAUGCUAUGAAAUUUCUUAUCCUGGCUCAGGUAGAUCGGAUGGCCAGGCCUGACAUGGAAGACAUAUGUGGAAAAUAUAGUGGAAUUACACAAAUUAAAAAGAAGGUGAUUGGCUUAAGCUGUUGGACAACUACAUUUGUGGUUAAUAUUUAAGACUCCUGCCUAGUUUUCCUGGUGGUCUUCCUACUAGGGUCAGACAUUAGGUCGCACUCCAUUUGCUUGGUAGGAGAUCAUUUAAGAAUAUUGCAGGAAAAAAUGAGAAGAUGGAUUUGGAAACAAUGGCAAUGCUCAGACAGACUUUUAUGGCCUCAUACUGAAAGCUGAACUAAUAGCCACAUUUCUUAUAUUUUUACAGAAACACUGCUGGAAAAAUUAAAAUAAAUAUGCCAUAAUAGUAAGUUAAUAAAUACAUAGAUUUAGUGCUUCACAUA